AUGGUAAGUACUACUAAUGUUCUUCGUAACUUAAUACUCUUGCAGGGACACUACAUGCACAUAUCGUUGGAACAAAAUCAGAUUUACAGACAAGACAAGAAAAAAAAAAUCCUGGUCAGCUACAUCUACCAAUCCUACUCAUACUUUUUCGGUCGAAGCGACAUAGCUCUGCCAGGAAUCUCCAAGUUCUUUGCCAGAGAAUCUCUAGAAGAACGAUCCCAUGCUGACAACCUAAUAGAAUACAUCAACAAACGUGGAGGUAGAAUUGUCUUUAAAGACAUUAAGUAUUCUGAAACUUGCAAACUUCUAAACAGAAAUAUUUCAGAAAGAUACACCAAUAUUUGUAUCGUAUUAUACUCUUAUAUUUCACAGAAACAUGGUUUAUUAGCUUUUCAAGAUGCUUUAGCUUUGGAGAAGAUCGUGAGUGAAAGUCUGGAAGGAAUUAUCGCAGAAGAUGACUUUCAGUUGAACCACUUCAUUGAAAACGAAUAUCUGGACGAGCAAGUUGAUACUAUUAAAAUCCUUGGUGACUAUGUCCGGCAGCUGGAAAUGUUUUCCGAAGAUCAAUAUACUCUGGGUCAAUACAUAUUUGACAAGAAUUUAUUAAAAUCUUUAAAACAUGGUAAAGAUAAAGAAGAUAUGACCAAGCAAUAUUAAUUCCACUUAUAAAUAUUUACAAUAUAUGAUAUUCAAGGAUUAAAAGUGUGGUAAACGCU
Molecule: messenger RNA, 716 nt
Organism: Octopus bimaculoides (California two-spot octopus)
Lineage: Eukaryota; Metazoa; Mollusca; Cephalopoda; Octopoda; Octopodidae
Product: soma ferritin
Biological process (GO): intracellular iron ion homeostasis; iron ion transport
Cellular component (GO): cytoplasm
Molecular function (GO): ferrous iron binding; ferric iron binding
Source: RefSeq, a predicted model, not a curated record